Molecule: messenger RNA, 3298 nt
Organism: Lemur catta (Ring-tailed lemur)
Lineage: Eukaryota; Metazoa; Chordata; Mammalia; Primates; Lemuridae
Gene: ATP6V1D
Product: ATPase H+ transporting V1 subunit D
Exons: 9
Coding region: 291-1034 (247 amino acids)
Cellular component (GO): proton-transporting V-type ATPase complex
Molecular function (GO): proton-transporting ATPase activity, rotational mechanism
Source: RefSeq, a predicted model, not a curated record
UUGCGCAGCCGCCGGGGAGCUGGAAAGGGAGAGGUUGGGAAGUGAACGGGAAGUGAGGGGCGGUUCCGCGGGGGCGCGCUUCUCUACAUCCGGGCAUCGCUUCCGUUCAGCCUUCCCACUGGCGUGACAACAGGAAGCGGAAGUGAAAAAUGAGUAUGCCUGGUGCCUCUUAGCAACCUAAGGGGUCAGGUGACAAAAUCUGCUGACUCACGUAGAGGCUGUCAGUGUUGCGGCCAGUACCGGAGUCGUGGCAGCUGCGAUUGCCCAGACGGGGCCCUUAGAUCGUCAGAAUGUCGGGCAAAGACCGAAUUGAAAUCUUCCCCUCGCGAAUGGCACAGACCAUCAUGAAGGCUCGUUUAAAAGGAGCACAGACAGGUCGAAACCUCCUGAAGAAAAAAUCUGACGCCUUAACUCUUCGAUUUCGACAGAUCCUAAAGAAGAUAAUAGAGACGAAAAUGUUGAUGGGUGAAGUAAUGAGAGAAGCUGCCUUCUCACUAGCUGAGGCCAAGUUCACAGCAGGGGACUUCAGCACCACAGUUAUCCAAAAUGUAAAUAGAGCCCAAGUGAAAAUUCGAGCGAAGAAAGAUAAUGUAGCAGGUGUUACUUUGCCAAUAUUUGAACAUUACCAUGAAGGAACUGACAGUUAUGAACUGACUGGUUUAGCCAGAGGUGGGGAACAAUUGGCUAAAUUAAAGAGGAAUUAUGCCAAAGCAGUGGAACUACUGGUGGAACUAGCUUCAUUGCAGACUUCCUUUGUUACUUUGGAUGAAGCCAUUAAGAUAACCAACAGGCGUGUAAAUGCCAUUGAACACGUCAUCAUUCCCCGGAUUGAACGUACCCUUGCUUAUAUCAUCACAGAGCUGGAUGAGAGAGAGCGAGAAGAGUUCUAUAGGUUAAAGAAAAUACAGGAGAAGAAAAAGAUUCUCAAGGAAAAAUCUGAGAAGGACUUGGAACAACGCAGAGCAGCUGGAGAGGUGAUGGAGCCUGCUAAUCUUCUGGCUGAAGAGAAGGAUGAGGACCUUCUGUUUGAAUAAUUUUUCCUGCUCUGGUUCUUUUGGAAACCCUAACACUGGCUCCAUUUUAAUUCGUGGUGUGUAGGUUUGAUUUGUGUGGCUAUUUAUUUUUUGGCCUAAGAAUUUCUUUCACUGAUUGUAAAAUUUACCUGCAUGUCUAUUUAUGGGAUUACUUUUGCAGCAACCAUUUAUCACAGAUGAAAGAGCUUUGUAAAACCUUUUCAGGAAUUUACUCUGCAGAAGUGUUACCCUACUCCAUUUACAUCUGUGUUACAUGUGAUCUGCUUACCCAGCAUAAUAGGAAAUACCCCUUAGGAAACACUAGUGGUCCUAGGCCUACUACUGUGGCGCAGCCUUUGUUCCUACCCACUUGCAAACCUUGGCGCUGGUGUCUGAGAUUGCUGCAGCCAUCCUUGUGUUACCGUGGUACUUAUUUUCUCAAGCUUUGUGAAAACCUGCACUUAUUUUUCCUUGCAUGACAGGUCUGUCUUGUCUAUCAUGAGAGCAGUUCUGCCAAUUGAAAUGUGACUAUGGUAUAAAUAGUAAAGUGAUUGAAAAAUAAGUCAUUCCUUUUUUAUUACUAAUUUACUGCUAAGAGUAACAGUCAUGUUCUUAUGUUCAGAUCAGCACAGUAUUUCAUUCACAGAGCUUUCUCUGCAGACAUGUAGGAGGUGAGUAGCCUUUUCCCCUCCUUCCGUGUAUCAGUGUUUUACUAAAAGGCUUGCUUUGAGACAAUUGUUGCAUUUUGGGGGUACUAAUAAAUGCCAAUGAAUUAAGAGGACUUCGUAAUACUACUUUCCUAAUCUAAGAAAAAUACUCAUUCCCAUUUUAGAGUCAGAAGGUAACUUUUUAUUUUGUUAUGUUAUAAUCAAGAACAACUUGCAUUUAGAUGAGGCAAUUGAGGGGCCACAGCAGGUAUCAGAUUUUUGAUUUGACAUGAGCUGUCCAUGGUUAUUUCAGUCUUUCUUACAACCAGUUGCAGGCAUUCUUUACAUGACUGGCCAUGGAACAGUUUGUUUGUUAUGAAGUUGUGACACCAGCCUUAUUAGUAUUGUAUUUUAAUCAAAUGAUGGCACAGUCUGGGCUUUUUAAAGUACUAAAUGAUUUUGUAAACAUUUAGUACCUGCUAUAAAAUAAUGGAUCUUAGUUAUCGUAUACCAGGUACUGUUUUCAGUAUUUUAUUUAUAUUAUCUUACCACAAUAAUAAGUGCAUAUAAUUUUAACCCUCCAUUUCAGAGGAAAAAUUUGAGGCACAGAGCACUUGAGUAAUUGGUCUGAGGUUAGAAAGCUAGAAAGUGGUAAUCCAGGAUUUAAAUCCAUGCAUUCAUUCUACCUUCAGAGUUUUUAUACCCUUAACUUUUAUCCUUUCUGCAUGCCCUAUAUUUAAAAUGUUGGGUAUUUAAAGGUAAGACAUAGGGCCUGCCUGUCCUGGAGGAGCUGAUUUUUAGGAAAUCCUGUUGCUGCUCAUAAAAUGAAAUGUUUCCAUGUAAAUUCAGUAAUGAUUGUAAAAUCAACAAUUGAGUUCACAAGUCUUUUAAAACUAGGUAACACUGAACUGUUUUACAUCUAAUUUUCCCACCUGGUGAGGUGUAAAUUCUACCAUCUUCAUUUUGCAGAUGAGGAAAUUGAGGCUUUGAUAGGUCAAACAGUACAGCAGGAGUGCAAAUCAAAUGUAUCUUGAUUUCAGAGCCUUGGUUUUAAGCACUAUGCACUGCCUCUCUAGGAGGCAAAAAUUAUCUUAAAGCUCUGGAAUUUAUUGGCCUUGGUUAAAUUACCUACAAAAGUACAGAUAAUUUUAAAGUUUAGCAUUUGUUAAAAAAUCAAGAGAAAAUAGUGGACAGAUAAUUUGCUGUGUGUGGAGUGGUGAUCUGAUCCAUAGGGGAAGGGAAUAGAGUAAUGAAUAGGAAUAGAAACUGGACUGUAACAGAUAACAGGUGUGUAAAUGCAUCAAACUUGUUAUGUGAUUUGUGUCCUUGGGUAGAUGAUAGAGUAUCAUAGAAAAAGGGAGAAAUGAAGAAUGGAGAAAUGAAAUAUAUGUUGUAUAUUUGCCAACAACUCACAUGCUAUCCUCAGUGUCCUCAAAUCCCUGGCUGUAUACAACGUAAAUUUGCCUGAGUAUUACAUACCUCCUUCCCCAUAAAACUUCAAAGUUCACAGCCCUAAGUUGUCCAUCUUUAAAAACUUAGUUGUUUGUUUAAUUAAGGAAACAGGACCUACCUACAUCUGUGUCAACAGGGGGCACUCCCCUACCAUAAAAAACAAAUUAAAAGACAUUUUGUGUUUCA